Messenger RNA from Osmerus eperlanus (European smelt), 1418 nucleotides. RefSeq names its product globoside alpha-1,3-N-acetylgalactosaminyltransferase 1-like. Gene Ontology annotation, molecular function: hexosyltransferase activity. The coding region runs from base 311 to 1411 and encodes 366 amino acids. Gene Ontology annotation, biological process: carbohydrate metabolic process. The record is from RefSeq and is a predicted model, not a curated record. Lineage: Eukaryota; Metazoa; Chordata; Actinopteri; Osmeriformes; Osmeridae. Gene Ontology annotation, cellular component: membrane; vesicle; Golgi apparatus. The transcript is spliced from 8 exons.
GGAGAGCUGGCGAGGGCCUGACAGUUUGCCUCCCCAGGAAACCUGGUAGGAUCUUCCCGACAGGUAGGAUGAGAUCCACUGGAGUGCAGUGCCAGUGAUGCCCAUCUCAGAAAGUCUGGCGAGCAGGAUCUGGUGGUCUGUUAUGUCUUAUCCAGAGUGACUUACAGAGAGUACAGGGACAUUCCCCCCGGGGGAAGAGGGGUGAAGUGUCUUGCCCAAGCACACAACGUCAUUUUUGCACGGCCGGGAAUCGAACCAGGGACCUUCUGACUAAUAGCCCGAUUCCCUAACCGCUCAUUCAUAGUACGGUAUGUGGAUUGUGUUUAAGCAGUCUUUCCCAAUAACCACUGAUCUUCUCUUCUGUACCCCAUCUGUCUACAGGUUCGUCUAUGCCUGCUUCUAUUCUGAAAGCAUCAGGCCUGUCCUACGUGAUUUAGGUAUUAACAGGAAAAGUGACAUAUUUAAUGAUAAUGGUGCUAAAGACAAUACAACCUGCGGAUUGUUACUUCUGAGCCAUCACCCCUCCAAGACACGGAACAAGGUCCUUCCACAGGGGUUGUUGUACAAGAAGCCCAGUGUGGUGUCAGGUCGUACUGAUGUGGUUUCCGUGACACCCUGGAUGGCUCCUAUAGUCUGGGACGAGGUCUUUGACUCUGUUGUCCUGGACAGCAUCUACAAGCAAAUGGACAUCACCAUAGCAACAACCGUCUUUGCUCUAGGAAAGUACGUGCUUUUCCUGAAGGACUUCCUGCACACAGCAGAGAAGCACUACAUGGUUGGCUACAAGGUUGACUACUACAUAUUCACUGACAGACCUGGAGACGUUCCAAAUGUUACCCUGGCGGAAGGGAGACGGGUGAGAGUGUUGAAGGUGCCCAGCUCCAACCGCUGGCAGGAGAUUUCAGCUCGCAGGAUGGAGAUGAUCCAGACGACCAUCGAGAGUACGAUCAGGGGUCACGCUGACUACAUCUUUUGUCUGGACGUCGACUCCAAGUUCCACGCUCACUUUGGGGUGGAAGCUCUGGGUCGACUGGUUGCCACGAUACACCCAGGUUACUAUGCUACUGAGCGAGGAAGCCUUCCGUACGAACGCCGUCCUGAGUCACGGGCCUACAUCCCCUUUGGGGAGGGAGACUUCUACUACGGAGGCGCCGUCUUCGGAGGACUGCUGGAGGAUGUCCGCACCAUGGCAGAGAUCUGCCGUCGGAAUUUUGAGGCGGACGCGGCCAAUGGGAUCGAGGCAGCGUGGCAAGAGGAGAGCCACCUGAACAGGUACUUUACGUACAACAAGCCGUCUAAGUUGCUGUCGCCUGAGUACCUGUGGCAGGACGUGGCUGGCCGGAGCAAGCAUGUCAAGAUCAUUCGUUUCUCAGGGGUGGCCAAGAACUAUGCUGACUUCCGGCCCAACUGAGGGUAAA